GCGGAAGUGCUGUGUCGCGCACUUCCGGGUGUUGUCUGGACGCCGUCGCCGCGAGUCUCGGGUCUCCCCGCAGCUGCUGCCGCCGCCUGGGGUCCCGGAGACAGGAGCGACGUCACCGCCAUGGCCGGCAUCAAAGCUUUGAUUAGUUUGUCCUUUGGAGGAGCAAUUGGGCUGAUGUUUUUGAUGCUUGGAUGUGCCCUUCCAAUAUACAACCAAUACUGGCCCCUCUUUGUUCUGUUUUUUUAUAUCCUUUCACCUAUUCCAUACUGCAUAGCAAGAAGAUUAGUGGAUGAUACAGAUGCUAUGAGUAACGCCUGUAAGGAACUUGCCAUAUUUCUCACAACAGGCAUUGUGGUCUCAGCUUUUGGACUCCCUAUUGUAUUUGCCAGAGCACACCUGAUUGAGUGGGGAGCUUGUGCACUUGUCCUCACAGGAAACACAGUCAUCUUUGCAACUAUCCUGGGCUUUUUCUUGGUCUUUGGAAGCAAUGAUGACUUCAGCUGGCAGCAGUGGUGAAAGGAGUUAAUGAACUAUUGUCACAGGGACUUCCUGUCAUUUCUCGGCCGACAGUGCACACGGGAGAUGGGGCGGUGAUGCUGAGCAGUGCAGCAGGCCUCCUGGGGGCAUUUCAGGUGCUCCCGGCUCACUUGCAUUGUAAGCAUACUAUUUUCAGAGACUUGCUGAAGGAUUAAAAGGAUUUUCUCUUUUGGAAAAGCUUGACUGAUUUCACACUUAUCUCUAGUAUGCUUUCUGUGGUGUCCUGCUGAAUUUAAAUAUUUAUGUGUUUUCCCUGUUCAGUUUUUGUUUAAUCAAUAUACAAUGUUAAACAUUAUUUAAAUGUAAUAACCACAUUUGCAUUGGUUGGGAAUUAGAGUUCUGCUGGCUGUUACUGGGUUAAAGUUGUUUAUUUUUUCCUUAAAAUUAUUUAAUUUCCAUGCCUACACAAAGUUAUAAAAAUAAUAUUUUUUCAAUCAGUCAGGUUGACAUCACUCCCAAUUUUAUGUAAACAUGCAGACCAUUAGCAUACCUUAUAGACUCUUUUCUCAGUGCAAAUAUAGCUGCAUUGAUACCUCACAGGGGCCAAAUAUUAAUGCAGUGCCCUCCAUAAGCGGUUGCUGGUUUUGCCAGAAAGCAGGUGUUUUGUGAAUUGAAAAUUAUUUUACAGAAUUGCUACAGAGGAGUGCUUUUAUUCUCAAUUGUUAGAAGAAUUUAUUGUUAAAGGUAGGGUGUGAAAACAGAUGUUUGAGAUAUGGUUUUUAUUUAUGUUUAUUAUAGUUAAAGUAGAGUGAGUUGCAUUGUGGGAAGAAACAGCAUUGGAAUUCUGUUUUUUGAAUCCUGUUUCUAUUUAUAAGUGAAAUUUUUGAUCUUCUUUCAGCCUUUAAUGUCUUAUGUGAGUAAAGGGACACAUGGGACUAGUACUGACGUGGCAAAGUUGUAUGUUUGCAUCCUACAUAGAAAGUCUUUCCCUGCUUCCUCUUUUUAACUUAUUUUAUACAUUGUAUAUAUUGAGUAAAAUAACUUUUCCAGUAUGAUUUAAUAACACGUUAAAUUAGAGGUGCUUAAUGCACCUGGAAGGUGAUUGCUACACCAUACAUUCAGAGUACCCCUGCCUUCGAGGCCUUGACGUGAUUAACACGUCAUUCAUGUAUUAAUAGCUCAAGAUUUAGACCAUGUCAUUGUACUUCUUAUUCCCUAAGGUUAUAUCGUAAUGUAAUUUUAAAAAAUUUAAGACGUGUUUCUUGUAUACCUCUCAGCUGUGUUGAUUUUUACUUUCACCCUCAUAGAUCUGCUGUUUCCUUUUAUAAAUGGCCUUGAUUGUGUGAAUUAAUGCAGAAUAGCCAAAUUCAGCUGCAUAGCAGCUUCAGACACAAACCUGACCAAAAAAUUCCCAGUAACCAGGCAUGAUCAAAUUGUAGUGGUCGUCUGCAUCUCACAAUUAUCAGUGCUUUUUUCAGAAGCUAGUUAUACAGAUGUUCAAGGUGGCCUGAUGGUAUUUUGUUAAAGACAUUUGUUUGUAUGUUUGUUUGGUGUACUUACAUCAAUAGUUUUGCCUUCAGACAAAACUGAGUAAUCAUGACAAGCUAUCUUUCGUUGUUUUAUAAAGUUGAUUUCUCCAAAAAUGGGAACAAAGUAUGAGUUUGUUCAGCUUUUUACUAAAGAUGUCUGAACACCACAGGUUUUAUUGCCUAACCCAGGUAGCUACUUUUAGCUGUGAGAUAGGAAGCAGCAUGACAUGCCCGCACGUGGCCAGCACCCUUACACACAGGCUGAAAAUGGCUCAUGGUAUGACCCUGUGGUAGAUUUGAAGAGCAAGGGCCAGGUCCAUGUGGACUAGGCAGCUGGUAACACAGUUGGGAACUCAGUGCCUGUGAUCUACUCAGUUUUGUUGAAUUUUUUGUUUGUUUUUGCCGAAAGUACAUUUUCUGGUCCUUCCCCAUUUUCUGUUCUAGAAUGUCAGUGCAGGGCACUGCUACUAUUUUAUUUACUUGGCCAUAGAUUCUUUUUCUAACAGCUGCGUAUUCUUCCUGUAUACUAAUCGCACUGGCAGCAUUGUGUCCCUGACCUUGCACACUAGCUUGACAUAGUGCUGUCUCUGAUUUCUAGGCUAAUUACUUAAGGUAUGAAUUUUCCAUAGAAUGUGCACUGAUCCUGCAUUGCCAUUCUUCUAUGGAAAGAAAACUUUUGAUGAUGAAACAAUAAAGAUUUUAAAUAUC
Phacochoerus africanus (Common warthog) is the source of this 2714-nucleotide messenger RNA. It is a transcript of the gene LEPROTL1, whose product is annotated as leptin receptor overlapping transcript like 1. The coding region runs from base 121 to 516 and encodes 131 amino acids. Gene Ontology annotation, cellular component: endosome. Gene Ontology annotation, biological process: negative regulation of growth hormone receptor signaling pathway; late endosome to vacuole transport via multivesicular body sorting pathway. Lineage: Eukaryota; Metazoa; Chordata; Mammalia; Artiodactyla; Suidae. The record is from RefSeq and is a predicted model, not a curated record. The transcript is spliced from 4 exons.